Oncorhynchus tshawytscha (Chinook salmon) is the source of this 550-nucleotide messenger RNA. RefSeq names its product guanine nucleotide-binding protein G(I)/G(S)/G(O) subunit gamma-5. The transcript is spliced from 3 exons. Gene Ontology annotation, molecular function: G-protein beta-subunit binding. Gene Ontology annotation, biological process: G protein-coupled receptor signaling pathway. The coding region runs from base 100 to 306 and encodes 68 amino acids. The record is from RefSeq and is a predicted model, not a curated record. NCBI's taxonomy places the organism in Eukaryota, Metazoa, Chordata, Actinopteri, Salmoniformes, Salmonidae. Gene Ontology annotation, cellular component: heterotrimeric G-protein complex.
CGACUGCGCAAGUCACAAUCGGAUGUGUGAUCAUCGGUGCUUUGUCUACGCGUCCGUCGAGCUAACAGCCCACUGCUUCAUUUCUAGGAAAUAGUAAAGAUGUCUGGCUCGUCAAACCUCGUUGCGAUGAAGAAAAUUGUCCAGCAGCUGCGUUUUGAAGCGAGCAUAAACAGAGUGAAGGUGUCCCAAGCAGCUGCAGACCUUCAGCAGUUCUGCAUGCAAAAUGCCCUCCAGGAUCCCUUGCUCACUGGGGUGUCCUCCAGUACAAACCCCUUCAGACCACAGAAGGUGUGCUCCUUCUUGUGAGGAAGACACACAGGACAGACCACAGCAUUCUUUGGCCUUCGUUUUGAUGCUACAGGGAAAAAGUUGACCUCAACACUGCUCCUCAUUGCCAACGGCAAACCACUGCCACAUAAUCUUAUGAAGUGUAGAACAUGUCAGGAAGACUUGCCAUCUAUUCUCAGCCAACCGAGGAUACGAUGAGAAGGGUUUAUUUUUCAUGGCACUGUGUGGUUUUCAAGUAAAUGAUUGUGCCUUUUCUAUUUUA